UCAAGUAGUUGAAGUAGCCCUUUCCCUUACCAAAUAACCCCAUAUUUCUUUAUUAUACAGAUUCCACCCCCAUAAAUAAAUGUCGCUCUUGAAAUCAAUGAGAAGAAGAAGAAGAUGAAGAAGGUUAUGGUGGUCAUUGAUGAGUGCAACUCUAGUUACGAUUUGCUCAUUUGGGUCCUCGAAAAUCUUAAAGAUUCCAUCGAAAGCUCCAAACUUUUGAUCUUUGCAGCACAGCCCCUCCUUGCCUCCUUCACCCCUCCGAGUGCAUUCUCCUCCUCCGUUGGCUGUGCUCAGAUGUUCUUUCCCUUCUCAGCCAAUGCAGAGCUAACAUGGUUGGCUCGGGAAAAGACCAAGGUUAUCUCAAUGGGGCUGCUGGAGAGAGCCAAAAAGAUAUGCGCAGAUCAUGGGAUCAAAGCAGAGACAUUUACAGAAGCCGGAGACCCAAAAGAUAUCAUCUGCAGGGUAGUUCAGGAGCACAUGAUCGAUACACUCAUUAUCAGUGACCAGCAAAACCGAAAUCUUACAAGGUCUUUCAUGGGAGGUUUAAGUGGAUACUGCUCGCGCAAUGCAGAGUGCACUGUUCUUGUUGUGAAGAGAGAGACUUAACACGUAUUAAAGGAGCUACAUCUAUUAUAGUGCAUUAAAUUAUCUAAAUGCCCUAUGUUAGAAGACUUCAUACAAUUGAAGAAAAAAAGGGCCUAAGAAUGUUUAAGUGAUGCAUUUUGGUACCUCAUUCCAAUACAAUGGCGACCUCCGAGGAUGAACCUCCACAGUUGCAUCGCAU
Molecule: messenger RNA, 784 nt
Organism: Tarenaya hassleriana
Lineage: Eukaryota; Viridiplantae; Streptophyta; Magnoliopsida; Brassicales; Cleomaceae
Product: universal stress protein A-like protein
Exons: 4
Coding region: 115-606 (163 amino acids)
Source: RefSeq, a predicted model, not a curated record